CGCCAUUUCCUCUGCCCUUGGUUUGUCCUUAAGGCCGCCGGCCCUGCCCGCACUUCUCCUUGCCCGGGCGGGAGCCGCGUCCCCAUCUCCCUUCCCGGCCCCGCCGCCACACACGGCGUGCCCAGCCCGGCGGAGAAGCCGGGGUGGUUACAGCGGGAGAAAGGGACAGGGGAGCAUCCGGCUACUCAGCUAAAAACAACCCUCUCCUAAUAAAGUGAUGGUGCCCGGGCCGCCGCGCCGCUCUCCCCGCGCCCUAUAAAUACGCUCCGUGCGCGACCCGCCGGCUUUGGCCGGCUGGGCUCUGCAGGCGGCGCGGUGUAGCGGAGCGCAGCGAGCGCAGGGGGGCCGUCACUGCCGCCGCCGCCAGGAGGGCCCCGGCCCCCGCCACCCCAGCAAGAUGCCCCGGGUAGACGCAGACCUCAAACUGGACUUUAAAGAUGUCUUGCUCAGACCUAAAAGAAGCAGCCUCAAAAGCAGAUCAGAGGUUGACCUCAUGUGCACCUUCACCUUCCGCAACUCCAAACAGACUUACACAGGAAUUCCCAUUAUAGUGGCAAACAUGGACACUGUGGGGACAUUUGAAAUGGCUGUGGUUAUGGCAAAACAUACAAUGUUCACUGCAAUUCACAAGCAUUAUUCUCUAGAAGAAUGGAAACUGUUUGCUGCCAAUCACCCAGAAUGCCUUGAGCAUGUAGCAGCAAGCUCAGGUAGUGGAAAAGCUGAUUUGGACAAGUUAACAAGUAUUCUAGAGGCCAUUCCACCUAUCAGAUACAUCUGCCUGGAUGUGGCAAACGGCUAUUCAGAGCACUUUGUGGAGUUUGUGAAGUCGGUCCGUGCCCUGUUCCCACAUCACACCAUUAUGGCAGGCAAUGUGGUGACAGGAGAGAUGGUUGAAGAACUUAUUCUUUCUGGAGCAGAUAUUAUUAAAGUGGGUAUUGGACCAGGUUCUGUGUGUACCACUCGGAUUAAGACAGGGGUGGGCUAUCCACAGCUAAGUGCUGUUAUUGAGUGUGCAGACUCAGCACAUGGCUUGAAAGGACAUAUCAUCUCUGAUGGAGGAUGCAGCUGCCCAGGAGAUGUCGCCAAAGCGUUUGGAGCCGGUGCUGAUUUUGUCAUGCUCGGAGGAAUGUUUGCAGGCCACGACCAGUGUGCUGGAGAGAUUAUGGAAAAGAAUGGCAAGAAGGUGAAACUCUUCUAUGGAAUGAGCUCUGAUACAGCCAUGAAGAAGCAUGCAGGAGGGGUUGCUGAAUACAGGGCUUCGGAGGGCAGAACUGUGGAGGUACCAUACAGAGGUGACGUGGAACUCACCAUCCUGGACAUCCUUGGGGGGCUGCGCUCCACCUGCACCUACGUGGGAGCUGCCAAACUCAAGGAACUGAGCAAGAGAGCGACAUUUAUCCGGGUCACCCAGCAGCACAGCCAGGUCUUCUCUUAGCCCAGGCCUGGGGGGCUGGAGAGAGAGGGGUGGGGGAGAGGGGCAGGAAGGGCUGCUGUUUUGUUUAGCUUUCUUCUCCAUAUUGUGUUAGUGGCAAACUCUCCUCUCUCUCAGAAUGGCAGUGCCAUAGCCAUUGGAGGGGCUAUGGCUGGGGUUUGGAAGGGGAAGGUCAUGCUGUUAACACAGCACCAUUGGUUCAAAAUGCAGUAGCCUCAUCUUUUAUUGUUGUGCCUAUUUUGAUUUUUAAUCAACAUUUCUUCACCUGAUUUUCUGCCCCUCUGAUAAAUACCUGCUGAAACCUCAAUUAACAAGGAAUUGGCUUGUACAGACAUGGCUGUUACUCCUGCGCACAUACACACAUUCCCUUUUUUAAGACUGACCUGUCAGCUACCACCUCUUCAGGCAGUGCACCCUCCAGAAACUGCAGGCUGGGAGAGAAAAAGAUGCAAGGAAUUGCAAGGAGAAAUAAAAACCAUACCAUAUUCUCUUAAUCUUUGUUCUGGCAAAAGAACGGAUGUUUGUGGCAUGGCUGCCAGCCUGCAGAAUGCCAGAGGCGGAUGGUGGAUGAGGCCUGCUACUGGUGGCUUCUUACUGUAAUGAUGAAAAUGCCAGAUCUCUUUCACUCCCCGUUCACGGGGCUGGUACUGCUGUUCUUACUUAAAUUUCCCUGUUCAAUGGACUUGCCUCUCCAGAGAUGCUGGCAUUGAAUGUAGCAAACCCGUGCUGUCCCCCCUGCCCUCAUCUGUGGAGAUAAUUCAGGAGAAAAUGCCUCAAAGCUUGCCUGCUUUUUUGUGCAUGCAAUUAUUGAAUUACUUAGGUUCCUGCUUUUACCUGCUCUCUGUGAACAGAUGUUUAAGGCAUUGAAACCAGGGGGAGAUUUCCCUGCAGCCCUCCCUGUUGCCUUGCCUGUUCAUAUCCAUUUAGCAAAGGCAUAAAAACACUGAUGUGCAUUGUCUGUGGCCAGGUGAAUGAGGCUGGAGGCGUCAAAAUCACUUUUGGUUAUUUGGCACUGCUCCUCUGCAGUCCUCGACACUGUGAAAAGCAAAAGAGAGCUUUCAGCGGAAUAGCCUGAUGGCGAGACGCUGGUAGGCUGAGAUGAGUUAAAGCAUUUGCUCUAAAGGCAGUAAUGAAUGUUUAAGACUCUGGGUAACACUUUAAUAAAGUGUAAUGGCCCGCUAAUUAAUUGAUAAAUCACAAUGAAAUUUCUUUGGAAAUACACAUUGCAUCCACAUGAAUCCCACAGUAGCUCGUUAUGAUAAAUGAUGUAAAAGUGAGCGCCAAUGAAUUAAUAACGCUUGGCCGCUUACUUUAAAGUGCUGCUGAGAUUGUAAUACAGCUGGUGUUACUUCAGAGUUGUACUUUCCCCUCCUGUAGAUAUCUGUAGAAAGAGGUGGGCUUCCUUUGAAGAGCAAAAAAGUGAUCUGUAGGAAGAGGAAUAGCAAACAGGAACUCUAGAAUUAAACUCAUACGCCAGACUGCUCAAAAAGCCGUGCACAAGGGCUGGUACAAUUGACCAUGCUGAGGAGCAAAUCUAGGCCACAGGCUGAUCCCUGGUGAUUUUGAUGUGUGUUGUGCACAUUAGAAAAAGCACAGACUACCUUCCAACUAGACCGAUAUUCUAAAUGGCUUCCAUUUAAUGUGUAGACCAUAAUUAUUAAUUGUGGUAUGACCCCUUCCUCUGCUUUGGAGGUGAACGAGGGCCUUAACGUGAGCACAGGUUAUGCUUGUGCUGGCUUUAAGGGCCGUUUGUCCUGCUCACAUAUCACAAAGGGACCUGAACGCAGAAGAGGAGCAGGCCCUGUGAAUAAAGAUCUCUGUUCCCUCCAGCCUGAAAGCACCACAUGAAGAAGGUGCCAGGCUUCUUUAUCACAAACCCUAGCGCAGGCCAAAUACUGCUCUUACCUGCGCUAAGCCCAGAGUAUGAGUAAUGCCAGUAGUGUUGCUACUCCGCAGCGGUAGGGCUGUAGGAGGCCACUGUUCCUUCGUUUACAUGAUGUGAAGGGCAGGGGUACAAAGGCAAAUGGACACCUCCAUGAGGAGCAGGAUUAGACUGUUGUGUCACAGGCCUGAACACAGGCGUGUCUCCACACUCGUGCCUUCAUACGGGGGCGGUGCAGCAGGCUGCUGCUCUCGCACCCAUUCUCGCUAGUGCUUUUCUACUUUUUUUUUUAGCUACAUUUCUAAAUGGAAUUUAAGAACUACAUAUAUUAAAAAUAUAUAUUUGUAAACUUUUUUUUUAAAAGAUCAUACGCACACUAAACAGAGCAGCUUCAGGACAUGCCUGUGGAACAGUUUAUUUUCCAAAGGGCAGUGCUGGGGACAAGGUGGGGCUGCCUCUCCACAGGUGUGGCAAGCAUGGACCUCCUCCCCAGGCAGGCUGCACGCUCAGACCUGCUUUCCUUCCCCUUCCACACCUAUCUCUGACUGACCAGUGACUAAUAGGGAAGGAUGGGGAUAGGCUGAUCAUAAGUUGUCCCCCGAAUUCUCCAGGCUGUGAAUGACAUUGGCACUAAGAAUAGUUACUGAUAAAGCUUUGAGUUAGGCUAUUUGGUUUUCUAUAUAGCAGCGCGUUUUCUGUUUCUUUUUCUCCUUCUCCAAAGUGAGCGCGAGGGAGAAAUGGGCUGCAGAAAGGCUGAACUGGUGGCACACCUGUGUCUCACCCAACAUUAUGUGCAGGUUUUGUUCAGGGAUAAUCCUCAAAUGUGUCUGCGCUCACCAUGCACACUGUACGUGUCCAGCUCUCGGAGAGGCUGGAAAAUGGAAGAGAGGCGAGCUGGAGCCCUCCUUUAACACGCAGCCCUGUGCUCUAGUCGUUGCUCUUAUCUUCACUUAGCCCCAGGCCCUGUGCCCUGCUCAAGCCCGCUGCCACUCUCGCAAGGAACUGGGGGCAGAGAAGGGAGCUGAGGACGCGCUGUCCCUGGCAGGGUGGUCCAAGCAGAGAUCACAGCUGCUGACAAAAGCCACGUGCCAUUUGUGGAUCUACCUCACCUGCGCAUUUAACCGGGGUCUGCGUUUCUUGGUGUCCUUCUGUGGGCAGUGUCAGUCAUAAGCGCUUAGUGUAGGGUGCUUGUGCAUAACCUGGUCUUCUUUAAUCCUACCACCCCAAACCCAUCCUGUCUCGAGGAAUACUGUGGGUGUGACAGCCUGCGCUGUAGGCUGAGGUCAUGCCUGCUUCCCCCAGCCAGGCAGCUGUUGAACACCUCGAAGCACUGUUGAGGUUCGGCCCGGUGGCGCUGCAGCGAUGUAGUGUAACAUGCCAAAGACCUACAAGCAGGGAUGCUGAAAAGGGGGUGGUUAAAGCAUUAAAGCAAUCCCUGCUGAAUGUUCUUACGCUUCUUGAACCGUAAAGACACAUAAAACACUCCCCACUACUCCCACUCUCAUUCUGGAGUCACCUUGCUGCAGCGUGUUUCGCAGGGUGGGCUGGUUGGCCCUGCUACCCACGCAGCCUGGCUUACCGCAGCGCCCCUCGGGGAGGAAGGGCUUGGCACAGCAGCCGCCUCACUUGCCCCCGAGUGACUAUGUGGUGGCUGCAGGGAGCACACGUGUAGACCCCUUCGCAGGCAUGAGGCCAGCCUGUUUGAGGAGCAGGUCUCGAGCCAGCAUCCUGCCAGAGGCAAAACAAGCCACGCAGGGCUCCUUUCUCUGCAAGGAACACAUGAGCAUGCCCAGCGAGUGCGUGCCUCCCCCUCGGCACGGGCACAGCCGCUCCCCGCUGCCAGCCGUGGGGCCAGGGCUUUGGCUCUGCUCUUCUGCGCAGCUUUCUUCUCACCUUGGAGCGGGGGGGGGGUGUGUGUGUAGGACGGGGCCACCUUGUAAAUCUGGAGUUGUCAGUAGGGGCAAGAGGAGCCUCCGCUUAUGUCUGGGGGAGCUUUUCCCAUAUGACAUGUGCCUGUGUCUUCCUUUCAGCUAGUCAAUAGCGGGGGAGAAAAGAUGGGGUGAGCAAGAAACACAGUAGCAAUUACCCAAGCCCCACUGCACUGUGGGGUGUGGGGGAGUGUGGAGGGGAGGCUGGUGUUUUCCAGUCAUGGGCACGUUGCGUUUGAAGCCUUUUUUGAACUAAGCACUCCCUAGUUUAUAUCUACUGAGCUCCACCGUCUUGAGCAGACACUACAGCUUUCUGCUGGUGUACGUACAGUGUCUGCCCAGCACCGCCUCCCACCGCUUCACCCACGGGAUGUUGCUUUUUAGUUGCUAGUAUCAGCUUUAUACCAAAAGUUCUUUGCUGGAGCCAGAAGGGCUUUUGCAACCAGUCCCAGGUUUGGCCUUGCUUGUGUAGAAAAGAAAUGGAAAAAAAAAAGCCAUGGCCCAAGAAGAGCCGGCGGGCAGGAGAGGGCUGGGCCCUUCCCUGCAGGCUGCGAGCUGCCCCGGGGGCGGAGAUGCUAAAGCACUUCUCGGUUCCAAGCUGGCACAGCUCUGCGCCCCUAAACACAGCGAGGACCAGCCCCCUGCAGCCUUUGCCUCGCUUGCGGUCAUUCAGCUGUUCCAGCGGGCCCGCCCCAGCAUUUACCUAGCACCAUGUUUACUGGUUGACGUUUUCGUACAUAAAUAAAUAAUUGAGUCCAAAACUCCUUGGUGUCGCUUGCAAUAACUGUGAAGCGCUUCUGUGUAAUCGGCCAAAAAAGAGCUGAUGAGUGUUCGAUGUUUUCCCGGCCCGGCUGCGACGGCAAUGACGAGCGCUGCCUCCCCUCACCCGCAGCAACCGCGCGCGCCCAACGCCUGCGGCAAAGGUGGCGCAAUCAUUUAAAGUGGUCAAAAGUUGUAAAUGGAAAGUUUUGUUCUGCAAUAAAGAGCUUCUUCACUC
This is a messenger RNA of Phalacrocorax carbo (great cormorant), 6239 nucleotides long. NCBI's taxonomy places the organism in Eukaryota, Metazoa, Chordata, Aves, Suliformes, Phalacrocoracidae. The record is from RefSeq and is a predicted model, not a curated record.